AUCUCCCAAUAAUAUUUAAUAUGUGACAAGUCUUUGUACAGUGCACACAUCUCGAGUUCCUAUUAUACCUAUUUUUAAAUUACUUCUCAGAUAUAUUGUAUCGUUAAAUAUGAGAGGAGAAUGGGUAAACGAUCCGGUUGUUCAAAGGUUCAGAGAGUAUCUAAAAAUUCCGAGUGUUCAUCCAGACAUAGACUAUGGAGAUUGCGUGGUUUUUCUCAAGCAACAAGCCAACGAGAUAGGUUUACCGGUGACUGUUUACGAGCUGGUACCCGGAAAGCCGAUCGUGGUGAUAACUUGGACUGGUCUACAGCCAAAAGACUCGUCGAUAUUGCUCAAUUCUCAUAUGGACGUAGUCCCAGUUUAUGAGGAAUAUUGGUCGCAUCCUCCUUUCGAAGCUGUUAUAACAGACGAUGGGUUUUUGUACGGGCGCGGAACACAAGACAUGAAAGGAGUGGGUAUGAUGCAUCUAGAAACGAUCAGGCGGCUGAAAACUGCCGGAGUGAGGCUGAAACGAACCAUUCAUAUGUGUUUUGUGCCUGACGAAGAAACUGGUGGUACAGACGGUAUGCGAAAGUUCUCCGAGUCCGAAGUAUUCAAGAAACUUAACGUGGGUUUCUGUUUGGAUGAGAGCAUGCCCAGCUCAACUGAUGCGCUGAUAGCAUUCAACGGUGAAAGAACUAGCAGACAAAUCAAGAUCACAUGCAAAGGAGUACCUGGGCACGGUUCAUUGCUUGAGUCUAACACUGCUGGCGAAAAAUUACACUAUAUAGUUAACAAGUUUAUGACACUAAGAGCAGAGGAAAAGAAGAAGUUGGACAAUGGAGCGGCUCUUGGUGAAGUGACUACUAUAAACUUAACACAAACUGAGGGCGGAGUUCAAAUAAACGUGCUACCAGAAAAUCUAUCCGUAUCAUUCGAUAUCAGAAUCGCUCCUGAGUACGAUCACGACGCAUUUGAAAAAAUGAUAACGAGAUGGUGCAAAGAAGCAGGUGAUGACGUUAUUUUUGAAUAUAUCGUUAAAAAUCCGGAAGUAAAAAACACUAAAAUUGAUGGUACUGUUCCAUUCUGGAAUGUUAUUAAAACAACAGUUGAGAAAAUGGGCAUUGUUAUCAACUGCGCGACAUGUCCAGGAGCAACCGAUGCCCGUUAUGUUAGAAGACAAGGUGUACCAGCAAUAGGACUAAGUCUCAUGACUAAUACUCUUCCAUUACUCCAUGCACAUGACGAACGAAUUCACGUGCAAGUCUACAAACGAGGCAUUGAUAUUAUGGAGAAAAUAGUGUUAGCCGUAGCUAACGUUUAAGUGAUAACAACUGUUACUAUUAUAAACAAUACAUAUUUAUUAUAUAUAUAUUACUGCAAAUAAAUUGAUAUUGUAAUAUUGUAA
This is a messenger RNA of Galleria mellonella (greater wax moth), 1387 nucleotides long. Its product is annotated as aminoacylase-1-like. Gene Ontology annotation, cellular component: cytoplasm. The transcript is spliced from 9 exons. The record is from RefSeq and is a predicted model, not a curated record. Gene Ontology annotation, molecular function: aminoacylase activity. Gene Ontology annotation, biological process: amino acid metabolic process. NCBI's taxonomy places the organism in Eukaryota, Metazoa, Arthropoda, Insecta, Lepidoptera, Pyralidae. The coding region runs from base 110 to 1303 and encodes 397 amino acids.